Molecule: messenger RNA, 1959 nt
Organism: Aspergillus nidulans FGSC A4
Lineage: Eukaryota; Fungi; Ascomycota; Eurotiomycetes; Eurotiales; Aspergillaceae
Product: putative C6 transcription factor
Exons: 3
Coding region: 271-1959 (562 amino acids)
Biological process (GO): regulation of transcription by RNA polymerase II; regulation of DNA-templated transcription; DNA-templated transcription
Cellular component (GO): nucleus
Molecular function (GO): zinc ion binding; DNA binding; DNA-binding transcription factor activity, RNA polymerase II-specific
Source: RefSeq, a predicted model, not a curated record
CAGCUACUACUACAUUUCGACAGUCUACAAACUACAAUCUGUCGGAGUCGAUUACUCCCGUCACCUCAAAAAGCGCUCCUGGAGGCGGGAAUUUAUAGGGACCGAGGCGUGGUUCACCAUGUCCGAUCGCCGAUUACUAGUGAGGUCGUGUAUUGAACACUUGAUCGCGGAAUCGACUGGGACAGUCGGGUCGUUUUAACAUAGAUACCACGCUCGGAGUACGGCGUUCAGUUCAAUACUCCGAUUUGCCUCUACUGAGAGCCAAUCAACAUGGUCUAUGCUGGCCGCAGCCGUGGGUGUCAUUUGUGCCGCAAGAGGAAAAUCAAGUGCGACGAAGCGCUUCCAGAAUGUGGCAACUGUCGCGUAUACGGCCGGCCUUGUCCAGGGUACAGGCUCGAAUCCAUUUUCAGGAAUGAGACGUCUAAGGUCGAGCAGCUUGUCAAAAAGUCCGCUGGUUGCUUAGUACCUUCUGACUCCGGCAUUCAACGGGCUCGUCGGCUCAGACGAGAUGCUAGAGCCUCCCCUUCAUUGACUAACUACCAAAUAGCUGACUCCACGUGGGAGGAGCGAGCUCGCUGCUAUUUCUUCGAUCAGUAUACAUCUGGCGACGACUCGGACGAGGCUAUGAGCUACUUGUCAUUUUUGCCGUCUCUCUAUUCGGCUUGCCGGGAGAAUCGGCCUGAAAGCGCCACGGCUGCGUCUAUGUGUCUGUGUCUUGCUGUCGAUGCCACGGCCCUCAUGACGCUGAGCAAUCAUGUCAAUGCCCCCCCGCUUAUUUUGCAUGCCAGGGAAUACUAUGGUAGGGCAUUAAGGGAACUACAGCAAGCGUUAACUACUAAGACGCAAGCUGUUAAGGAUGAGACCUUUGCGACUAUGGUCUUGCUGGCGCUGUUUGAGGAUAUUACAGGCGAGCGGAAUGGGCUUGCAAGUUCCCAUGCCGCAGGGUUUGAACUUUUGAUGAAGCUGAGAGGGGAGGGCCAGCUGGGGAAUCCACGAGGGAGAGAUCUAUUUCAUUUUGCAUAUACCCAUACGCACGUCGAGAUGCUCGCUCUCCGGGGAAAACCGCACUACAAUACAGACUGGAUAGUCGAGCGCCUAAACGGCGCAGACCCAAUCGCACGAUUGAUCCUCAUCGCAUCCAAAAUGAGCCAGCUGUUCUUGGCCACAUCAUCGCUCCAGGCAUCGGCCUCGACUUCAGCUUCAGCUUCAGAACCGACUAUCGCAUCCUCCAGCGCGAACACCAACACAAAUGCAGACGACAUCUCCCGUCUCACCCUUCUCCUCCUCACAGGCCGCCAAAUCGACCUCGAACUCACAUCCUGGAGUCAGGACCUGCCCGAACGCUGGUUACCCAUCGUAGUCUACCCCGAUAAAUCUCCCUCUAGAUCUAGCACUAGCACCGUGGCUUACGAACCCCUGAUCACAUACCAUCACCUCUCUAUCGCCUCCGUAUGGACAUACUACCGCACAGUCCGCAUAGUCUCCCAUCUAAUCAUGCUCGAACUCCGACGGACUCUCGCUGCCGCUACAGGCACAGACGCAUCCGUUGAAGACACCCCAGCAGCAGCACGAACCACACCAGCAAUCAUCCAGAAACAAAUCACUGAUAUCUGCCGCAGCAUCCCCUUCUGUCUGGGCGACGUUGACGUCAACGGAAACCGCACGACAUCGCCUUCGGCGGGCUCGGCGUCAGCGCCAGAUGGAAUCAGCAAGCCGCAGCCCCGCGCCCGCGCGUUCUCCGUUUACAGCAUGAUCUGGCCGCUGUGGUAUAUUCUUUCCUGUGGGCUUGCGACGCCGGCGCAGGAGGACCAGAUUCGCACUUGCCUUGCAAGGAUUGGGUCUGUGCUUGGCAUUAAGCUUGCGCUUGUGUUGGCGGAGGAUGCGGAGAGUCAGAGACGGCCGCCGAUUAGUCUUGAGGGAGUAAUGUUUCCAGGCCCUGAAUCAGAGCCGGGCCGUUGA